Limulus polyphemus (Atlantic horseshoe crab) is the source of this 2201-nucleotide messenger RNA. RefSeq names its product methyltransferase-like protein 27. Bases 170 to 829 code for a protein of 219 amino acids. The record is from RefSeq and is a predicted model, not a curated record. Lineage: Eukaryota; Metazoa; Arthropoda; Merostomata; Xiphosura; Limulidae. The transcript has 6 exons.
CACUCACGUUAAGCUCAAUGAUUGGAUGGUCGUAACGAAGGUUACUACUUAAAGUUCGUCCAGAAAACAUCGUAAUACUGCAUAAGUUACCGCCUGCUCUAUCUUGUUGCGUUCACUCGCUCAGGGCACUCCAUACCAUUAGGACAAGAAAGGGAACUAAGUGAAAACAAUGUCUGAUACAAGCAAAAGUACACGAAUUGGGGACUUGGAUGCUUAUUUAGAGGAGUGCUUCCGGGAGAAACCAGCUGAAGAAGUUGAAAACUUUUAUGGAUCAUGGGCAGAGACUUAUGAUGAGGAAGUUUCCCUCUUCAAUUACAAUGGACCUAAACUGAUAACUGAAGCUUUCGCAAAGUUAAACGUACCAGAAGAUGCGGAAAUCAUUGAUAUAGCAGCUGGAACUGGCAAUGUUGGAAUAAAAUUGAAAGAGAUGGGUUACAAGAACAUCGAUGCUUUGGAUGGAACAAAGAAAAUGUUGGAAAUUGCACGAAAAAAGAACGUCUACAGGAAUUUUUAUCAUAUGUUUUUGGGUUGUGGUAAUAAGUCACCGAUUAAGGAUGGUACUUACGACGUUGCAAUUUCGUGUGGAGGAAUUGGUCCAGGACAUAUUCCAUACAGUGCUUUCCAUGAGGUUUUAGCAAUGGUGAAGCAAGGGGGCUUAAUCUGUUGGCUGACUGUAAAUCCUAAUGAAGGGAAAGAAGAAGAAAGUUUCAAGAAUUUGAUGGCUGAGUUAACAAACAACGGAAAAUGGAAAGCCGUUCAAGAUCCUAUUCGCUUCGAAGAAUUUUUCAAAAAAGAAUUUGCACUUUUUCAUGUAAUGAAAAAACUGUAACUUCCGUAAUCGUCUGAAUGUUAGAGAUAAAAAAAAAACGUUUAAUAUUUCAGCUCUAAAUCUCGCUGUGGUGUUUCAUAACAUAUACUUAUAUACUUUCUCUUUGGAGAUAACAUUACAAAAUAUAAAAUUAAUGACAGUUAUAAAUUAUAGAAAAAUUGUCUUUUUUUUCAUGCUAUAAAUAUUUUGACAAUGAGUUAUAGCUAAAUUUUUGUGAUGAAUAAAGAUACAGCAACGAACAUUUGACACAUAUGAGACGGAAAGAGAUAUUUAACACUUGAACAUUUCGGAAUUUAGAGUCGACUCUCUCAAGCGUAUUUCUCUGUCAUUAUGAGCGUUCUUGGCUGGAUUACAUGUCCCAUGAAUACAAGCCGGCUAUAUACAGAAGAUAUGUUGAUGGCACAUUUUUACUUUUUCGAAGCUCUAAUUACAGUAAAAAUGUCCUUGGAUUAUUGAGAUUAUAAGCACUUUAAUAUUAAGUAACCAGUUUACAACAUCAAUUUAUUGUAAAAAAUAAAAACAUAUCCAGGCUUACAUAUUCACUGACAGUUUUAUUCCGGACUCAUUUAAACGUAACCUUAUAUUCAAUCUUUUCAUUAGAUCGUGUAGUAUCUGAUCUCUUGCUUCAUAGCGAAAUAACCAACAUACGGGUUAUUAAGAAUCGUGUUAAACUACAAAUGAUAUUCAAAUUACCCUUUAGGAUUCAACAUCUAUUUAGAUCUAAAAAAAAUGUUACCUACUCCUAUGCGUUCCCGGAUCGUGUAUAAAUAUACAUGUGGUGGAUGUAAUGAUUCUUACACUGGCAAGACAAUACACUUGCGAACCUGCGAACACAUAGGAGUAUGAAGCAGACCUAGAAAACAGUUCUAAGAUAGUCCAGUUUCCACAAAGCAGCAACCGCCUUGUUUUUAUUAAAUAAUUUCAAAGUAGUCUCAUCUGGAUUGACAACUAAUUAACUGAUUUUAAUUAAAUAAACUCUCCCAUUACUAUGGUGCUGUUGUCGCUGUACUUUUAUUCAUCACUAAACUUCUAUUGCCGUCUAAUUAAUCCGUUGCUAAACUGUAAUGAUGCAAUUUAAUUUGAAAUUCUAGAAGUAUUUUAAAAACCUUUUGUUUAUUACAUUUCUCUUCUAUUAAAGGGCGUCUCCCGAAAUUACAAUAUGGUCCCUUUUUCAAAAAUAUGGUAGGUUCAUUCAUAUCACGUUUUUUCUUUGCAGUAUUAUUGCUGAAAAGCUGUUAUUUUACUCAGCAAAUGUUCUUCAGUUUAUGCUUUCUACGUUUUUAAAACACAAACACAUGUUUUAAUCUUUCUGUCAAAACAGGACGUUGACGAUUGUUUAACAGUUUUGAAAUAAAACGAUUUUUUAAAGUUU